GGCUUCGCGGACGGCGGGCCCCGCGGCCCCGCGCCCACCGGCUCCCCGCCGCAGCACCAGUUCCACCCGGGCCGGCGGAAACGCGAGAACAAGGCCAGCACCUACGGCCUCAACUACCUGCUGUCCGGCAGCCGCGCAGCCGCGCUGAGCGGAGCGGGAGGCCCCGGGGCCCAGGCGGCGCGGCCCGGCACGCCGUGGAAGAGCCGCGCCUACAGCCCGGGCAUCCAGGGACUUCAUGAGGAGAUAAUUGACUUUUACAACUUCAUGUCCCCGUGUCCUGAAGAAGCUGCCAUGAGAAGGGAAGUGGUAAAGCGGAUUGAAACCGUGGUGAAAGACCUCUGGCCAACGGCUGACGUGCAGAUAUUUGGCAGCUUUAGUACAGGUCUCUAUCUUCCAACAAGUGACAUAGACCUGGUUGUCUUUGGCAAGUGGGAACGUCCUCCAUUACAGCUGUUGGAACAAGCCCUGAGGAAGCACAAUGUGGCUGAGCCUUGUUCCAUCAAAGUCCUUGACAAAGCUACAGUGCCAAUAAUAAAGCUCACAGAUCAGGAGACUGAAGUCAAAGUCGACAUCAGCUUUAACAUGGAGACUGGUGUCCGGGCAGCGGAGUUCAUCAAAAACUACAUGAAGAAGUACUCCUUGCUGCCUUACUUAAUUUUAGUGUUGAAACAGUUCCUCCUGCAGAGGGAUCUGAAUGAAGUUUUCACAGGUGGAAUUAGCUCUUACAGCCUCAUUUUAAUGGCCAUCAGCUUUCUGCAGUUGCACCCAAGAAUUGAUGCCCGGAGAGCAGACGAAAACCUUGGAAUGCUUCUUGUAGAAUUUUUUGAACUCUAUGGAAGAAAUUUUAAUUACCUGAAAACUGGUAUUAGAAUAAAAGAAGGAGGUGCCUACAUCGCCAAAGAAGAGAUCAUGAAAGCCAUGACCAGCGGGUACCGACCGUCGAUGCUGUGCAUUGAGGACCCCCUGCUGCCUGGAAACGACGUUGGGCGGAGCUCCUAUGGGGCCAUGCAAGUGAAGCAGGUGUUUGACUAUGCCUACAUUGUGCUCAGCCAUGCUGUGUCACCGCUGGCCAGGUCUUAUCCCAACAGGGAUUCUGAAAGUACUUUAGGAAGAAUCAUCAAAGUCACUCAGGAAGUGAUCGACUACCGGAGGUGGAUCAAAGAGAAGUGGGGCAGCAGAAUCCUUCCAUCGCCAGACCUGGACAACAGGAUCAAGAUAAAGGAGCGGAUCACGGUGUGCAAUGGGGAACAGGUGCAGAGCCGAGAGCCCGGCUCGCCCUACAGCCAGCGCCUGACUUUGUCUCUGUCCAGUCCGCAGCUCCUGUCUUCAGGUUCUUCUGCCUCUUCUGUGUCCUCACUUUCUGGAAGUGAUAUUGACUCGGACACACCACCCUGCACCACGCCCAGUGUUUAUCAGUUCAGCCUACAAGCACCCACCGCCCUCAUGGCCAGCCUGCCUGCAGCCUUGCCGCUGCCCAGUGGCAAACCUCAGCCUGCUGCUUCCAGAACGCUGAUCAUGACAACAAACAAUCAGACCAGGUUCACCAUCCCUCCACCAACCCUUGGAGUGGCCCCUGUUCCUUGCAGACAGGCUGGUGUUGAAGGAACCACCUCUUUGAAGGCCGUUCACCAUGUGACCUCCCCAGCCAUCCCCUCAGCAUCCCCCAACCCGCUGCCCAGUCCUCAUCUCUACCACAAGCAGCACAAUGGCAUGAAACUGUCCAUGAAAGGCUCCCACAGCCAUGCCCAGGGUGGCAGCUAUAGCUCUGUGGGCAAUGGAGGUGUGCGGCCCCCCGUGGGCAACCGGGGACACCACCAGUACAACCGCACUGGCUGGAGGAGGAAAAAGCACGCACACACGAGGGACAGCCUGCCUGUGAGUCUCAGCAGAUAAUGGCUCCUGGCCGUACCACCCCAGACUGCCCAGAGGCCGCAGGGGAGCCGAGACCAGCAUCCAGCACCUCCACCGUGGGCUGCCGAGUGCCGCCUGCCACUGGUCACUCUGCAUGUUUCUUUGUGUGGUGGCCGCAUCCAUCUUACAGAACAGCUCCCCGCGCUCAUCUGUGAAGCCUUACUAAACGUGGAUGUGCGUCUGCCUGCCUAGAAGUCUUCGUCCAUGCCCAGCAGGGUGGGUGCAGGACCUGCAGGGACUGGAACGUGCUCUUGGCCGUUGUGCAGCCAUGUCUUGUCGCGUGGCGAUUUGGAGUUCUCGUUGGUGUCUGUCACCGUGGCAGCGGAGCCCUGCUCCUGUCUUUUUAGCGGGGAGGGUGGAGGCUGUUGUUUUAUUGCCCUCAUGUCUUGUUUGAAAACUUUGGGACUGUUUUCUAUGUAAAUAUUGAAAACUUAUGAUUUGUGCAAUAAUUCAGAUAUUUUUUAUUUAAUUUCAUAUUUUCACAUAAGUUAUAUUUAAGGGAGGAGGGAGUUUUUUUAAACACGCUUAGAUCCUUUCCCAAAUUGCAUUUUCUAAGUUGGGUUCAUCGUGUUGGCUGGUUGUCUGAUGAGCUUCAUUACGACACCAUAAGAGGAGGGGCUCGAGGGCUUUAUUUUCACUUUUCUUUUGGUCAGAGGCAAGUGAAGGAGCCGAGUCACCAUGGUUUCACGAGACAUUCAGCUCCCAGGCCUUGGACUGUCGGCCUCAGGCUGUUGUCCUGCUCUGACCACAAGUUCUGACAUUUUGGUUUGGGUUCUUUUAAACUAGACAACAAAUCCAGCAUUUAAAGUGCCAGAAGUAAAACUUUCUAGGGGAGAAGAAGUUGUCACAUUGUCACAUCUGGAAUGCACUGUGACUUUGGACACUUCAGUCCGCUCAGUUACGUGGCUUGGAACGAUGGGCCUGGUGACUGCCAUUGUAGAUGAGGCGCCCAGAUUAGGAAUGUGGAGAAAGGAAUUUCGUUGAUUCCGUUGAGGAAUCUGCAUAGCAGUAUGCAUUCGUUCUGUUAAGAGCAAAUAUCUGAAAAGUACCUCCGCUGCUCAGGGCAUGUGGGGAGUAUUUUAAUGUAUCACAGGAGAGCACAGCCCAGCAUGGGCCCAGGAGCGGCUGGUGCCCGGCGUCGGAAGCAUACAGGUAUACUAUGCAAGUGUAUUCUGCCACAACAACCACUGUCUUUGUUACUUUUUUUGAACAAGAAUAUGUCCAUCCUGCCUAACCCCGAGUUUCUGGAGCACCACAGUUGUCCUGGGAGUUGUUUUCAUCUUGUGGGCCCUCAGACUUCCAUUUUAAAAUGGGGGUGCUGGUCCUACUAAACACUGCAGGUAGGUUGGUCUUUGAAGUUCACUAGUGGAGGAUGACAGGCUGAGAAGCUAAUUACCAUGACAUCUGAUUGAUGUGCAGCAGUGGGAGUUGUAGAUCGAUUUUGGAAUAUGAUGGACACCCAGCAAGGACAAGCUCUGCAUGCCUGGGCCUGCCUCUCUCAGCAGGGCAGGCCGCUGUUGUCAGGCCCCUGCCGUGGGGCCCUUGACUCUGGGCAGCAUUCCAGAGCAAAGAAGCACAUGGGGUCUGUAGUUCUUGAGGAUUGGAAUCAUCCAAAAUAUUUAAAAUAUUUAAAUUGUCGACCUGUUGCUAAAGAAUAUUUAUGAACGCUGAUCCGUAGGUCUGUACUAAUCUACACAUUAGCAAUAUUGACUGUAAACCUGCGUUAGGGAGCACAGUGGGGACUGCAAGUGUCCCACAGGUAUGCAUUUUAAAGUUCUAUCCACAGGCACAGGCACAGGCACAGGUCCAUCCCCGUUCAUGGUGAACCAGAUGAAUUGGCCUGGCUACCACUGUGGCCCCAUGCUACAGUUUGACUAAAAGAUACCAUGUUUCGAUUUUAUGUGGACAGUAAUGUGGACACUAAAAUUGACAUAUUUUUAUGUAAAGUUUUUCUAUUCUUUGAUUUUUAAUAAACUGUAGAAACCA
This is a messenger RNA of Nannospalax galili (Upper Galilee mountains blind mole rat), 3897 nucleotides long. RefSeq names its product terminal nucleotidyltransferase 4A (gene Tent4a). The transcript is spliced from 13 exons. Gene Ontology annotation, cellular component: TRAMP complex; nucleolus. Gene Ontology annotation, molecular function: poly(A) RNA polymerase activity; mRNA binding. NCBI's taxonomy places the organism in Eukaryota, Metazoa, Chordata, Mammalia, Rodentia, Spalacidae. The coding region runs from base 265 to 1893 and encodes 542 amino acids. Gene Ontology annotation, biological process: RNA 3'-end processing. The record is from RefSeq and is a predicted model, not a curated record.